AUGUUUGCUUCAAAGCAUUUCCUAAUUGGCAUAGGCGCCUACUUAGUGUUGACUUAUCCUCACUUUUUGUAUGCCGACUUUACGUACAGGAACGGUGUGGUGGGCGUUUUUCCUGUUGAGGAUGAUCACCGAAUUUUCUUAGAUUUAGAGCCGUACACAGGCACAGUGAUUCGAGGUAUGAAGCGGGCACAGUUCAACGUCUUCCUGCGGCCAGUGACGUCCAUCGAAGCCACGCAAAACUUGCGAUUGACACUCGCCCCAAUCCUAUGGGUUGAAGAGGGUAUGCAUCUCCCAGAAGAUUAUGUAAACCUGUUGAAGGAUCGUCUCCUUCGCAAUUUGCGACUCGUGGACAUUCUCAUCCCAGUCCUCAUGACAGUGUGCGCGCUUGUAGUGGCUUUAGGCGUCGUCAUCCUCAUAAGACUUGGAUAUUUGAGAAAAAAGAACUUAAGCGACUCCACAGAGCGUAUACAUCCUAUG
Molecule: messenger RNA, 477 nt
Organism: Brenthis ino (lesser marbled fritillary)
Lineage: Eukaryota; Metazoa; Arthropoda; Insecta; Lepidoptera; Nymphalidae
Source: the annotation of a GenBank genome assembly